GGCAGCCUCAGAAGGGUUUCUACGACGGCUCCCAGGGUCAAGAACGCUAACUGAUGGCGGAGCACCGUUGGUCGUGCUAAUUUGUCUUGUUAGAUAUCAAGUCAGGGUUGACCGCGCAGUACGACGUCUAUUUUGGACUUGGCAAGCACAGCUUCUGGGAGUUUGUUCGCAGCGUGCGUACAACACUCGAAGUAGGUCUUGGAGACUUGGAACAUUCCUGUGUCCCGGUCCCCAGCGUGUCUCAGCAAACGCCUCUACCUCUCAAGUCACACUAGGAGGUGUGGCUGUUACUACCUCAUGGGGUACACUCACGUCAACGAUGAGAGGUGGACUCAGGACGCAGCAGGAAGGCAGCACGGUAGACCAUAGUAUUGCACCCCACAAACGUAUUGAAACUGGUCAUCGCUUGAUCCUGGCAAGGUCAGCAGGGCCUAAAGCCAGGAAAGAUGCGACGAGUCUUGGUUGUCCUGAUCGCCGCAAUGCGUCUCUAAGCGUGAAGAUGGAGAAUGCAUCGUCAGAGCAAUCCUCCUUGUGUGGUUCAGAUAUCAUGUCCAUGGCUGACUUAUCCGAAGAACCUUCCUCGGUGAGGAUGACUCCAUGGUUCUCGACAAGGGAGGAGGUCGAGGCCGUCACCCGUGAAGGCCUGGAAUGCCUCAGGCAGGCUCUAGUGCUAUUUCAGAGGCCGAGAGGCAAUGUUAAUAGUGGGCAGGGCUUGUCGGAUUGGGAUGAGGGGGACGACUCGGAUAAUGAAGACUAUCGCCCCCAUGGGAAGGGAAGAGGAAACGACCUCCGCAUAGCGUGGACGGUCAAGGACCACCAAGAGAUAUGGACGGGCAGAGCAUGCGGUAAAUGGUGGACACAGCACGGAACAGUGCAGGCCAUUCACUCGCUGUUAAGGCUAUCGUCUUCCCUCUUAGCAUCGCGCCGUUAUACACUACGACCACGACGAGCACACAGAUACUACGCGGUUGUUCGAAUCUCGCACGCCACGACUUUGCUCGUCGCAAUGGCGAGGCUGAUCCGAUCACCACCCAGCCGAAGUUGUUGUCACUAGUUCGAUCAUUAGCACCAAACAGUCAGUAGAAAAGGUUAUGAAGACAAUGCGCUUAGCAGAGGUAGCAAGAAACGUGGCUCAAGAGCAAGGAAACAACAGGAACAAUUGGCAUCCUACUAUACCAUCGAGACCAAGUGUUUACACAUAUAGUCGCGUUACGCGAGCUCAAGC
Messenger RNA from Pseudovirgaria hyperparasitica, 1225 nucleotides. RefSeq lists its product as uncharacterized. The coding region runs from base 320 to 1054 and encodes 244 amino acids. NCBI's taxonomy places the organism in Eukaryota, Fungi, Ascomycota, Dothideomycetes, Acrospermales, Acrospermaceae. The transcript has 3 exons. The record is from RefSeq and is a predicted model, not a curated record.